Messenger RNA from Actinia tenebrosa (Australian red waratah sea anemone), 2828 nucleotides. RefSeq lists its product as uncharacterized. Gene Ontology annotation, molecular function: protein binding. Lineage: Eukaryota; Metazoa; Cnidaria; Anthozoa; Actiniaria; Actiniidae. Gene Ontology annotation, cellular component: nucleus. The record is from RefSeq and is a predicted model, not a curated record. Gene Ontology annotation, biological process: regulation of gene expression.
UGAGAUUUGAGAGGGAAAAUAGAUAUGUUAGCACCAGGAAAUGAUCUCCAAUGACUGUUUCAAUACCUUAGGAAUAGUCAUGACACGGAUGACGCAGAAAGGAGGGGGAGCAUUAUAUCCCCCAAUUAGCAGUCGAAAAUAUUAACAAGAGUCCCUGGAUUGGCAUAUGCUGUUCGCCCCAUGUGUUUAAAAGCCUCCCGUGUUAAUAAUGUCUACUUAUAAAGUGGCAGCCGAACAAUGUACAAGUUUUCCACAAUGGAGAACGAGUUUGGAGCGCUGGCCACAUACGAAAUAACACAUUCUUUGGACCAYACCAAGGGGAUAUCGACACGAUGGCCGCCCGAAUCCUGAGCAUCCAAGAACCAGCCAAGCAGUUACAGGAGAAGGACAAGGUAAUGAAUUUGCAUCUCGAAGCAGACGAGCAAAUAUGGCUGCAGAUAGUGCCUGGGGCAUUAUGCAAGUGGGAUCCAACUAUGGAGAUGAUUCGCGGACCAGACAAUGAGAUCUAUCUCAGAACUACUAGAGAUAUUAUGCCGAGAGAGGAGCUCAGAGCGUGGUUCAGCCCUUCGCUUGAAAGAGAGAUUGGCAUUUCAAAGAAUGAUAUGGCUGUCAAGAGUAAAGGUAUUGGACAACAAUGUCCUACCUGCGAUAUGAUAAACCAGCGGAGUCUCUUCGCAACGCAUGCGCUUCUUCGCUGCCAGUCUGAUGAAGCAAAAAGGGAAAAUCACCAGAGUAAAUAUAAAGAACUUUCCGGCAGUAGCUCUCUUUCUCUUACGCAAACCUCUUCGUCCAGCUUAGACAGAUCCUUUCGGAUGAAUCCCUCCUCUUAUGAACUAGAUUCAAAUUUACACCACAACCUGCAUUCAGCAUUUCGUCGAUUAGCUAAGAAUGUGUUUCCGCCAUUCCAAGAUCCAAAGCUUGCCAGUCUUAUUUCUUCCUUCUCAGAACCUCGACAUCUCAAGGAAACGAGCUCUGAAACCUUAGCUGAUCACCAUAAAAACGAGUUUAGGAAAAAAUUCCAAGGCAAUGAACAUUAUCUUAGGAAACACUUGUAUAGAGAAGGAUCAGGCGAAAAAACCUUUAUGUUGACAAAGGAGCGUUUUCUGGCAUCACUAUCAAUGCAAAAGCCUGUCAAGUACGAAACACUGGAAAUGAACUGCCGCGACGAUAACGAAAUGAUGAGGCAUGAACAGCAGCGCUGGGAUGAGAUGCAUUCAAGGGAUAUGGUGAUGGUCAGUGAUGCGAGGAGAUCCUCUGAUAUCGAUAGAAACACUCACAUGAUAUGGAGUCCCUACAGCGGUAUGUCUGAAGACUGGUUCCGUACUUCUAGUAACGACCAAAGAGAUUCAGAAUUAUCGAAUCGUGUUUCUACUAUAGAAUCUUUUCAUGAUAAGGAUGAAGAGUCACGUGAUAUUGGUCCAUGCACCACGUGUCAUGACUCUACUUGCACUUGUAACGGUGAAUGUGACGCUAGAAGCCGAAACAAAUUUGAAGAACAAUCAGAAAAACUGAAUGACAUUGCUGAUCAAAAUCAAAUAGAAAGAAAUGAGCUCAAAGAUCAAGUCAAUGAGACAUCAAGUUUAGAAGUUCAAGACACCAUCUCUUCUGAUUCAAUACACGGGGGAAUGGACUCAAAAGUUGAACAAAAAUGUAGUCCCAUAAUGGAGAGUGUAGAACAGCAUUCAUUCAUGCCUCGUUAUUGCGUGACAGCACCAAGACCAUGGUAUUUGCCUGAGAAUUCUUUUCUAUCAAGCGUGACAAGAAAAGAGCUGGCUCAAUACCAUGAGAGAGCGUCGACAUUUUCAAUGGCCUCGCUGUCACGAUACCAGCACCUUAACCCAUUUGCACUGCCUUAUACCUUGGGCAGUAGUCCCCAGUCCACUUCUCGAGCAUCUCAGGGAUUCACGUGUGAUUUUUGCGGCAAGGUUUACUGCAGGAAAUACGUCCUAAAAAUCCACAUGCGCACGCAUACCGGAUUCAAGCCUUUGAAGUGUAAAUUUUGUGACAAGUCGUUCAGCGAUCCCAGUAAUAUGAAAAAACAUGUCAAGCUGCAUGACAGCGAAAAUACCGUACAUAAAUGCAAACAUUGUGGAAGAAGCUUUGUGAGGUACCGAGGGCUAUUAAACCAUAUUAAAUCGAAGCAUACUGAGCCUUUGAAUAUCGAGAUGUUAAUAUAGUACUCCUCGUUAGCAUGUUACGUAAUCGCGGCCAUGGCGGUGCUAUUCAGAGGGGCGGAUCAUGGAAUUUGUUAGUGGGGUGUCCCACACGAAGAAAUGUAUAUGCAUCGCUUAAAAAAAGCGUGAGUAAUUAUGGCGUUAGGGAGGUGUCGCGGUGCACCACAGGACACCCCCUGGAUCCGCCCUCAUUUAACAUGAGAUUUCUCUGAUACAUACUAAUGCAUUGUUGAAGGUUUUGCAAUAGAGGUUUUGCACCAUUACCUGCCUAUCCCAUAAUACUACUUGRGCUUCAUGUGUUUAGAUGAAAGAACAUUAAAAUACUUUUGCUCUUGAGAAUUGAAUUCUUUCUCAUGUAAAAUGAUUGCAUUCUUCCUGCCAUCUAACAUGGCUGCCGUCACGUGAUGGUGCAAAAUCUCUAUACAUAAGAAUACAAACUUCAAAGAUAUUAAUAACGCACGGUGUUUUGGAGUUAUCGUGACCCCAUUAUCAAAGCCUUAACUAUAAAUAGCUAGAGUUCAAAUGUUGCUGUACGAAGUAUAUUGAACGUAUAUUGAAUCCAUUGUUAACCGCACCAAUAGCCGCUAACAUUUYGUCUUUUGACUCUCUUGAAAUAAAGUUGCAACCCAUCAAUAGACCCGUUUCGAAUUCCAA